Messenger RNA from Chaetomium globosum CBS 148.51, 2682 nucleotides. RefSeq lists its product as uncharacterized. The record is from RefSeq and is a predicted model, not a curated record. Bases 1 to 2682 code for a protein of 893 amino acids. NCBI's taxonomy places the organism in Eukaryota, Fungi, Ascomycota, Sordariomycetes, Sordariales, Chaetomiaceae. The transcript has a single exon.
AUGGAACCGCAGACCACAGAGGCUCCUUCACCUUCAGAACCACCCAAAAGCAACACCCAAAGCUACGACACUUCUCUUCCUGCGCCGGAGCAAAUUUCCGUCUCUGUCCCAGCCCUUCGAUUCCCUCGACCACAAGGGAGCCAACUCCUCGCCAACUGGGUUUCCAGCAGCGAUCCUGAUAUCCGACAACCAUCCAUGAUGUCGGAUAACGGUAGCCUGGCCGAUUCGGCCUACGAAAUUGUCAACGGAACCGAUAACGAGAGUCAAGACGACCGCCUGACCGAGUCGACUUGCUCCUUCACUGCCUCACGACCAGAUGAUGUGCACAGCCUAGACGGGUCAUCAGUGGGGCCUUACAAUACCGACUCAGACGACGAGUCUGAUCACCCUUCUCGCGCAUCUUCUAUUAGAUACGCCGACCAAGCUCUACAAAACCCCUCGACUCAACUUCCAAAUAGCCGCCUUGAACAUGGGUCGUCUACUGAGGGUUCUGGCGUCGUCGUUCGGUCGAUCCAAUUCCAGGAAUCAGAUGUUGGUGACACGGCCCUCGAGGAGAACGUCUUUGCCAAACAUGCCGUCGUGGAGCUCGACGAGGAAGACUCAUCCACCAUCGCGGAACGUCUGGGUUUGCCGAACGCCCCAAAGCGCUGGGUUGCGUCGAUUCGCCAGACCAUGUCACAAUCAUAUCUCUCCACCAAGGAACCUCUGAGAGUUCUUUACGUGGGCCCCCCGGAAGCCCAAAGGGCCAUUGUGCUCAAGAUCUGCAGUGCCAUCUGGGAAUCACCGCAGUCGAGUACCCAAGACUACCUCGGUCGUCACCGCGAUGGUGUCUAUAACAUUAUACCCAUCUCAUCCUUCGGGCCCUCCCCAGAACUCGACCUGAUGGAAGCGUCCCUGUAUCAGAUCAAGGUAGAGCAUUGCACCUCUGCAGAGGUGUUCGUCAGCCCGGCACUCCCGCCUACCGGCGAAGUCGGCUAUUCCAUCACCAUUGAACAAGAAAAGGAUUACCGGUCCUUGGUUCUCCCGGCUGGCCCCACCGUUGCGCCGGAAUGGGAUCUACCUCACGUCGCGGUAUUUUACUGCUCGAUUUAUGAUGACGUCGAGAGCAGUGGGACGAGACAUGCUGCCUGGUCGUUCAUGGAACGCCAUGGUGUCCCAACCAUAUUAAUCGCCGACAAACAAGAUUUCCGCAAUCCCGAUUUGGGAAAGUACAUCAGCGAACACUCGGUCCAUCUCUGCUUAGAAUCCCGGGACCCCGAAAGGCUAACGGCUCCUCUACGCUUUCCGAUUGAUUACCAGUCGUUUGCCGACAUCGAUGCUCGGCAGAUGAACCGCAACCUAGCCUACUUGACUGGUUUGUCAAAGACUGAAGACAAGCUUGACCGGGAUAGCGCGCGGACCAAAGAAGUACCAAAGUCGGAGAUGACGAAAGGUGGAAAGGGGCGACCGUCUGUUGCGCGGGAGGAAUUCGGGCGGCGGCUCCGCUCCCUUCUGCCGGUGGCCAUGUUGUUGAUGGGCCCAUUCUUCGUUCUUUCCAUGGUCGACUGGCUAUGGCCAACAGGCCUCUACCAAACGCAACCAUCGUCUUACACUGGGGUUUGUGUUUCCUCGCAGAUAUCUCCCGCCUUCACGACUGGUAGUUCAUCUGUGGCGACAUCGACCAAAACCGUUGUGAUCAAUGUCACCUCCACCAAAACCGUCCAGGCGAUACAGACGCAGCAGCCUACUAGUACUUUCGCUUCUGCGCUGUCCUUGGCCGGAUUCCUCUCUGACAAACCAUCGGUUGUCCCCGCCGACAUCGAGACAAAAGACAAAAAGCCCAGCAACUCGAACAAGACGGCUUGCUCAGUACGCGUCCACAGCUUGACCGAGAUUUUGGUGGGCGUCCCAAGCCGAAACAAAGCAGUAUGGCUCGCGGCGGGAUCCAUUGACAUCACCGUUCGCCGAAAUGACAACCCUAUCAAGACCAAGAUCUCUUCCGUAGAUGAGGGGGUACUUGUUGAGCUCGAGCGGAGAGAUGCUUACGGUCUAGUGAACAUUACUGUGGUCACAACCCGUCGGCCCAGGAUUAACGAAACGUUCGAGAUUGAUUUUGGCAAGUCGGCGCUUGCUGAACUCGCCGAGACUAUCGAGGCCGGGCUGAACUUGUUGCAAGGCGUUGCUGAGAAGGUGACUUGGGCCGGCGACGCAAGCCAGAUCAUCUUCGACAACGCCUGCAAGCGGUCUCGCGAUUUCCCCGGCCAUGUCGCCUCUGCCCUCGAGCAUGCUUCGAAAGCCGUUCAGAAUCGUACGUGCGCGGUCAAGCGGGCUGCGAGCAAUGCCCGGGAACGCGUGGCUCGCCAGAUCGAGUCAGUUGAAUCGAUCCGUAAGGAAGCCGAUCUCUCUGUCCUCCAAGCGCAGAUUGCUUCUAGACUUUGGUGGUUGAGGAUGCAAGGGAAGACGGAAGAAUAUGCCGAAUAUAAACGGAACGCAUCUCGGUUCCUCAACGCGAAACAUCUGGAGCUCCAGGCGGCAAAGACUAAGAACACGCCGAACCAGUCUAGGUCAUUCUACGGCCUCCGAAGCGCAUUGUACUCGCCCUGGAAGAAGGACAGCGCCCGGCGCGACGAGGGCAACACAGACUCGGCUUCGCAAGACGGCGGCUGGGAAAACACAUGGAGGAAGAUCGUGCAAGGAUUAUAA